Nomia melanderi (Alkali bee) is the source of this 1936-nucleotide messenger RNA. The record is from RefSeq and is a predicted model, not a curated record. Lineage: Eukaryota; Metazoa; Arthropoda; Insecta; Hymenoptera; Halictidae.
GAUACAGGUUCACCUUAGAUAGAAAACAUUUGAAAGCGUUGGAAUAAAAUAUGCACGAAAGAGAAACAUUUACAGAGUUCUGUAAUCAACACUACUACCUUGUGCAUUUUUCAUUAAAAGCUGUGUCUACACACCUAACCUGACUCAUCGAUGACCACGUAAUCCUAACGUGGCAGUCGUGAACGUAUGUUGAGAAGCGCGUGUUUCGUGUCCCGAAGGGAUACAUAAUAUUUGUUGACAACAAAUAGAACACAGUAUAUCAAUUCUAAUCAAAUAUAGACGAAUUUAAUUUGAUUUGAUAACAUGUGUAUCUUAUCAUAUACGAAGUUACAAUAUCGCUGGCCUUAAAUGUUUCUCUAUUUCAAUUGUAACCUCACUUGCCGGUCAGAACAAAUUCAGAAGAGAAAAGUUAUGAUUACAUUGUUACUUGGAGAAAGUUGAAUUUCAUUUUAUUGUAUGAUAAGAAAAAUGACCUCGGGAUGGGCAGUACAUUUGUUGACAAUAUCAGUAUUAUUAUUCGCCCUUUGUGUGCAAAGUUUUCAGGGUUUGGAAGUGAUAUAUGCAAUAAAUUGUGGUGGAGAGGCGCACACUGACAGUUUUGGAAUUCGUUAUGCCAAAGAUCCAUUAAUGAGCAAAGUUGGUACAGCAUCUGAUUAUGGCAAGCAGUUAAUUAUCGGAAGAAUAAAUGCUAUCGAUCAAAUAUUGUAUCAAACAGAACGUUACCAUCACAGUACCUUCGGGUAUGACAUCCCAAUUAGUGAAGAUGGAGAGUAUGUUAUGAUAUUAAAGUUCUGCGAAGUUUAUUUUAAUUCUCCCAAUAUGAAGGUUUUUGAUGUGGUUUUAAAUGGAGACCAUACUGUUGUUACUGACUUAGAUAUAUUUGAAAGAGUUGGACGUGGCAUAGCACAUGACGAAUAUAUUCCAUUUAAAGUUCAGUCUGGAAAAUUAAUAUACAAUGACGAAGAAUCAGAUAUUUUAGCUGGAAAAAUUCGAGUUGAAUUUAUAAAGGGAUAUAGAGAUAACCCAAAGAUAAAUGCAAUUGUUGUUAUAAAAGGAAAUAUAGAAGAUAUACCACAGUUAGGUCCAAUUCCUCAAGAACCGGAGGAAUAUCAGAAUAUACAGGAAGACGAAGAAGAGUCUACAGUGCGUAGUCGACACACAAGUGGUCCUAGAACUCCAGAUCCAUAUUCAAUUGAUGACUCUUCAAUAAUGUUACCAGUUUUUGUAGCAAUCGGGGCAUUUAUUCCUUUACUAUUUUGCCUCUGUAAAUUAUAGGCAGUGAAAUUUUCUGCACAGAAAUGCCUUGUACUUAAGAAUAAUAGUGUUCUAACCAGCUUAGGUAAAUUUAGCGUGUGAAGAGACGCAAGCAUCGGUCGUGUAUAUAGAAAGAGGAUUUUCGUUUUUAAAGCUACGUCAUCACACUUUAUCAUAGCUAUUUAUUAUUAAUUUAAUGGAAUGAACAUAUCUAUGUACGUUUUUGUAUAACAAACGAUUAAAAUUAGGUAUGAAAUGGAAGACAUGAAAGGUGAGGAUUUGUGCAAUCAUGACUUUUGUUGCCAUUUUAUGUGUUCAUUGGUGAAUUAUUUAAUACGUAAUAUCUUAUGCGCAAUUAGCACAAAGGUUUGCACAUAAUCACCUCUUCCUAAACUGUAAAUCAGUCUAAUAGCAAAAGAGUGGUAAAAAAUGUAAUGCGAAUGGAGUAUUUCCUUUUGUUAGGCUUACGUCUAUUGUUUCAAUUGAAAUUUGUUGUUUCUAUGUUCUCAAGUGUUUCUAAUCACUUUGCGCGUGAAAAAUAUUGUAUAAAAAAUAUUUUACACUCAUUACAUCACAUAUAUUCAGUUGGAAAUGGAAGUGCAUCCGAUAGUCUGUAAAAUACCAAAGGGAUUUUCAUCUUUUGCAAAUCAGAGUAAAUAAAGCUGUUAAUAUUGUCCUAUAA